GAUUGAUUGUAAUUGAAUUCAGUUUCCAAUCAACUUUUGAUUCGUUUAACACAAUUUUACUUCUGUUAACAACGAACGAUUAGAUCAGUUUUCAUAAGAACAAAAUAGAAAUAGAAACGCCUUUUAAUGUUUAUAAAUCCAAAAUGGCUACUAUUGACAUUUAUGACAUUUUCUGCCAUAUUGUCAAAUGCAAUUAUAGAUGGACGACAAUCACCAAGCUCUUCUAUCACAAAAAAGAAACAAAAUGGUGAUAAUGUUCCAAAAGAUAUGGAAGUAGCAGCAACACACAAACAUCAUGGUAAAAAAGAAGAACAUGAAAGUGGACAUAAGAAAGAUCAUGAUGAACAUCAUCAUAAAAAAGAAGGUAAAAAAGGUGAUAAAGGUAAAAAAGGUGAUCAUCAUCAUCAUGAAGGUAAAAAAGGUCAUCAUCAUAAAAAACAUGAAAAAGGUGAACAUGAUCAUCAUCAUGGCCAUAAAAAGAAACAUCAUGAUGAAGGUGGCCAUCAUAAAAAACAUAAAAAAGGUGGUGAACAUAAAAAGGGCCAUGAAUUCGAGGAACAUGGACAUUAUAAAAAAGGUCAUCAUACAAAAGGACAUCAUGAAGUUUAUAAAUUGGAUGAAGAUAAAAAAGAGAAAAAACAUUAUGAUGAAGAUCAUGAUGAAGGUUAUCAUGAAGAUGAAGGUGGUCAUCAUGAAGAGAAAAAACAUAAAAAAGGUGGACAUCAUAAGAAAGGACAUGAUAAACAUGGUCAUCAUCAUGAUCAUCAUAAAAAGAAAGGUGAAGAUAAAAAAGGACAUCAUCAUCAUGAGCACAAAGGACAUAAAGGUGAAAAAGAACAUAAAGAUCAUUGGGGACAUCAUCAUGAGCAUGGUAAAAAAGGUGGUGAUAAACAUAAUAAGAAAUGGCAUCAUAAAAAAGGACAUAAAAAAGGUAAACAUUAAUAAGAAUACGAAUAAUAAUAGUAAUAAGUAUAUUAUGAAUAAUAAUUUGAAUUUUAAUAAUAAUUAUUAUAAAAAUAAAGAAGAAAUAGAAUCAAGUAAACAGGAAGAACAACAAUAUUAUAAGGAUAAUGAACAAAAAAUAUUAUUAAAAUUUAUUGUAGAUCUUAAUAAUUUCAUCUUAAUUGUA
Messenger RNA from Condylostylus longicornis, 1129 nucleotides. Its product is annotated as histidine-rich glycoprotein-like. The transcript is spliced from 2 exons. Lineage: Eukaryota; Metazoa; Arthropoda; Insecta; Diptera; Dolichopodidae. Bases 127 to 942 code for a protein of 271 amino acids. The record is from RefSeq and is a predicted model, not a curated record.